GGAUACUUCAGCUUGUAAUUCUGAUGCGCGCCUAAAGUCUAUGAGAGCACAUUGUCAGAGGGGGUGAGGAUGGACAUCACCGCUGCCGUGUUCCUUUGUCUGCUAAGCUGCAUUCCAACCCAGCUUACAGGACAAGAGUUAAAGAGGACUGUGGUACCAGGAGGACAUAUCACCCUGAACUGCUCUACAAAGAGUGCUAUUGGAUCUCUAGCAGUGUGGAUUAAGUUGGGUUCUGAUCAGCCACCUCAAUAUAUUACACAAGAUUAUGUGAAAGAUCAAACACGCCUUAAAUUGAUCAAGAGUGAUGUCAACAAUGACUGCUAUAAUUUACUGAUCACCAACAUCACUACGUCGGAUGCGUGUGUGUACAUUGAUGGAUAUACGAUGCAGGCAAACAGUUCAUAUUUCUUAGGACACACUCGCACUAAAGUGACCUUUGCAGCAUCCUCAAGUCCCCAGCCCUCCGCUCCUCCUCCCCCUGACCACGGGCAGUGCUGGGUGUUGAUGGUCAGCAUGUGUGUUGUGUGCACUGGACUGUCUGCACUCACAGCUUCCAUCUGCGUCUACUGCUUCUGCAGCAGAACUGGACCAGAAUCACAAUCUCAGCAUCAUCAUGUCAAAAUAGCGGGCUCGGGGUACCAAAGAGAACAGUUCAUCUUCCUCCUCAGGUCUGCUAAGCUGCAUCCCAACCCAGCUUACAGGACAAGAGAUAAAGAGGACUGUGGUUCCAGGAGGAAAUAUCACCCUGAACUGCUCUACAAAGAGUGA
Messenger RNA from Sardina pilchardus (European sardine), 768 nucleotides. RefSeq lists its product as uncharacterized. The record is from RefSeq and is a predicted model, not a curated record. Bases 70 to 768 code for a protein of 232 amino acids. Lineage: Eukaryota; Metazoa; Chordata; Actinopteri; Clupeiformes; Clupeidae. The transcript is spliced from 5 exons.